Molecule: messenger RNA, 870 nt
Organism: Rotaria socialis
Lineage: Eukaryota; Metazoa; Rotifera; Eurotatoria; Philodinida; Philodinidae
Source: the annotation of a GenBank genome assembly
AUGCUUCGUCUUAUUUUUCUUUUAUUCACCACAACAGUUCUUUCAAGUUCAACGUAUCGACCAGUUGUUCUUAUGCAUGGUAUUCUUUCAGGAGCUGAUGAUAUGAACGAAUUAGCUGGUUGGAUUCGAGCAUCAUUUCCUGAUAUCUAUGUCGUAUCGAUUGAAGUUGGUAACGGGGAAGAUGAUUCACUUCUAUGGCCACUAGAAAAACAAGUCGAACAUUUUUGCGCGUCUGUUCUUGCUGAUGAAAAGCUUCGUCCAGGUUUUAAUAUGCUUGGCUAUUCUCAAGGAAGUAUAAUUGUACGUGGGGCUGUUGAAAAAUGUUCAUUACCUGUUCAUAAUUUAAUAACCUUAAGCGGUAUUCAUCAAGGUGUUUUCGGUGUACCAUAUCUUCUCAAGCUUCCUGCAGAAUUCCGUGAAUUAGUGUCAAAAUAUGCCUAUGAAAGUGUAGUACAAGAUGCAAUUAGUGUACCAGGUUAUUGGCGUGAUCCCUAUCAAUUGAACAGAUAUAUAGCAGACUGCCAUUAUCUUCCCGACAUCAAUAAUGAACGUGACGCACGAAAUGAAACUUAUCGUGACAAUAUGUUGAAACUGAAUGCAUUUGUGAUGACUUACACUGAUAUUGAUGAAGUGGUUACACCAAGUCGUUCAGGUUGGUUUAUGGGCUAUGCACCGAAUACACUUGACGUUGAAACAUGGAAUAAUUCAAGGCAAUUUAAAGAAGAUCUUAUCGGAAUGAGAACAUUGCUGGAGCAAGGAAAAUUAUAUACAUUUACUUCUCAUGUACGCCAUCAAGAUGUUCCACAUGCACCAAAUCGAGAUUUUAUUAUAGAAAAUAUACUUCCUUUUUUUAACAAUACACUUUCAUAG